Paramecium octaurelia is the source of this 329-nucleotide messenger RNA. NCBI's taxonomy places the organism in Eukaryota, Ciliophora, Oligohymenophorea, Peniculida, Parameciidae. The record is from the annotation of a GenBank genome assembly.
UCUAAAUGUACUAUCCGCACCAGUGACAUCCAAAAGAAGAAUUUGAGAGUGACACGUCCUGCAGGGAGCCGUAAUAAAGUCCUCCAUUAUUCUUACAGCAGCUUUAUGAUUUUCAUCUCAUAUAUACUGCAUUGAUUUGUAAGUGAGUAUGGUAUAUCACUUAGCUACUGGAUCUGAUACAUUUGAGUUCUAAAUUUUUAGAUUAAGUUUAUCAGUUUCCAAAAUCCAUCAAAACAAGUACAUUAAAAAAGGUGGGUUAAUUAAAUUGAUGUAAUAUGCAAUUUCAUAAGACUUACUUUUAGGCGUGAUUGAGAUGAAUACCUAUUGAA